Molecule: messenger RNA, 1965 nt
Organism: Danaus chrysippus (African queen)
Lineage: Eukaryota; Metazoa; Arthropoda; Insecta; Lepidoptera; Nymphalidae
Source: the annotation of a GenBank genome assembly
AUGUGUAAUUUGCCGCCGAAGUUCCAUUCAGUGUGUCGCCUUUGUUUAUCAUUCUGUGGCGAUAAUUGCAGUGAUGUUAAACUCCCAAUAUUCGAUCGUGAUAAGGAUAAAUCCCGGCUUUCCGAGAUGAUAAUGACGUAUUUGUCUAUAAUGGUAUCAUCAGAGGACAUGCUGCCGCAGGUAGUAUGUGGUAGCUGUGCACACAAACUCGAUGAGUUUCACACAUUCAGGGAACUGACACACAAGUCUGAGAGACUAUUGGAACAAUUUGUACAAUAUGCCAAUUCACUAUCAGGUCCGAAAGAGGAUAUCCUGAACGUGACCGCUGACAAGUUGGAAGAGAUUAUUAAAUCCUUAAACGAGAAUGACUACGACGAUGCUAUAAAGAGCAAGUACGAUGAAAUCGGCUCUCCGGACUCCACCGAAGAGAUGAAGAACUUAGAGAGUCGGCAGGCGGCUGUGACACUGCUGCAGAUAAAAAACUACGAUCCAACUAAAUACGCCGUUAAAACUGAGGAAAGUCCUCACAUAAUGUUCAAUAGCGUACCGAGUUUACCGCCUGCCGACAGAGCGAGAGAGGUUAUGCAUUGUAAUGCCGUCAUAGAUAUAAUAAGCAAGGCUGUGGCGGUGGCGCAGCGGGAGAACGUUGAGACACAGAACUAUCAGCCGAAUUACACUAGCGUCAUAGACAGGACGUCCUCUACGGCCACAGAAGCGUACAGUCAGGAAUACCCCGAAGAGCAAUAUGGGUAUAAUACUAAUGACGUCAUCAGCCCCCGCAGUGAUGACGAAAACAAAGAAAUGGACCUCUCUCUAUACGGAACUAUCAAGAACGAAGCGGCGGAACAGAACGAGCGUGAUACUAGCUUCAUACAGAACAUAGCAAGUAAUAAAUCAAGCUUCGUAGAUGAAUACAAACAGCACGUGUUCGGUCAAGCUAAGAAGCAUAAUGAUAGCUCGCCGGUAUACGAGGAGUGCAGUCAAAGCAGCAGCGGUUCCGACCCUGAUAGACUACAGAUGGAUAUCUCUGAAGUAUCGCAGGACGACCCUGAAGAGACUCAAUCGGUGCCAUCAGCUCAGUCAUCACCCAAGCCGCCUCACGAGAACGACACUGACAAGGAGUCCCUGUGGCAGGCGCUCCACAAACAGAACGGUCGUGGCGGCGAGGCGACUCACCUGCUGCGAAGGCUCAUCAACAGCAAACACCUGGGCAUGACGGUGUCCCCGCUCCGGGCCGCGCCCUCACCACUACCGCAGACACACGCGCACACACACAACGGCACCGUGUCGCCUAACGGUGAGUGGUCGAGUCCUACUCGCGGGUCGGCAGCGGGCGCCGGUACAGCAAGGAGGAAGCAGAGCUGCCCGGCUCGAGCACAACCAGCAUUGGAUACUACUGGAUGGACCAGCGACCAGCAGGAGAGUUCAGAGAACGCGUCUAACUCAACAUCAAGCGUUGUGUCAAACGCGGCGAGAGGACCUCGUGUUGAACUAUCAUGUAGUAACUGUGGUACUCACACUACUACAAUAUGGCGGAGGGACGCGCGCGGGGAGAUGGUGUGCAACGCGUGCGGUCUGUACUACAAGCUGCACGGAGUACCGCGACCUAGUGCUAUGAGGAGGGACACUAUACACACGAGACGCAGGCGGCCGAGACACGACGGGAAACAUACUAGGAACAAAUCUCGUCGGAGCGUUACCAGCGGUGAGGGAGGGGGGGCGGCGGUCAGUACUGACUCGGAGGUGUCCCGGGGCGCGGGAGGGGGAGGAGGGGGUGACGGCGCCGAGGAGGCCGUACUAGCAGCACUCAGGAGACAGCUACAGCCACACCUGCUGGCGGCACUACACGCACACACACCCAGGGAACACACGCACACACGUACACAGGGUCGCAGCGUGUCGGAGUAUGAUGAAGCGCCCCUCAACCUGGUAGCGAGUCACGUGGCCGCUGAGGAGACGCGCUGA